Molecule: messenger RNA, 5614 nt
Organism: Orussus abietinus
Lineage: Eukaryota; Metazoa; Arthropoda; Insecta; Hymenoptera; Orussidae
Gene: Cep164
Product: centrosomal protein of 164 kDa
Exons: 10
Coding region: 96-3941 (1281 amino acids)
Molecular function (GO): protein binding
Source: RefSeq, a predicted model, not a curated record
CGUCCUCGAGGAUGUCAUCGCGGAGCGGGUUCCCGGAGAUCUGUCCGCGAGUCGUUUCCCAGGAACCGAGGACCAUGAUGUAACCGAAGAGGAAGAUGACUCUCUCCCAGGACAGCGCGACCACCAUCGUCUGCAGGGAGGUUUUCGACGAGGCCUCGCACCCCUCGAACGAAGAGGUUCUGGAUUAUGCGAAGCGGCUGGGAAUCGAUCCCGAUGCGGAACCGCACCUCUUGGACCUGGCGCGGGAAGGCCUCAUGGCUGCCCUGCCGAAGGGGUGGCUACCCUGCUACCACGAGGCCACGGGGUCGUGGUAUUAUUACCAGGCCUCCACGGGUACCACCACCUGGGAACAUCCCCUGGAUGCGGUCUACAAGGAAAUGGUGGAACAAGCCAGGAGUGGUAACCGACAGAUGAGCGUCGAGGAUGAUUCCAAGACGACGGCCAAAGAUCUGGAGUCCCACGAGGAGGCGACUUUGCCGAAGGAGACGCCUCUGAAGGAAAUCCCGAAGCCGGCCUUUCCUCAGUCGAAGAUCCCCUCUAAGUUGGCACCCUUGAAGAAGAGCAAGCUGGGCGCUAUCAGCAAAAGGGACUCGUCCUUGGAGAAGCUGCAGACCAAGAGAGACGACUCGAAGACGGAGAAUCCGAGCAGUCUGGCGAACGACAGAGCUUCCAGGGAUUAUACGAACCUCAGGUUCCAGGACCCGCGAUUUUACGAGCGUCCGAAACUGCUGGACGAGGCGGAGAAGAAGGAGCUGGACCUGAAGGAGGUCCUGAAGAGGUCGGAGUCGAUGAGCCCCAGGUACGAGAAGGACUGGGAGCAACUGUCCAGUAGGUUCAGCUCCGAGGAGAACAUCAUCGACAUCGACAAGCUCAGCAUCAGCUCCCUGACGAAAUCGGACAAGCCUCUGGAGAAGCUGACGGAAAAGUUCGACAAGGAGAAGCACCCCAAACAAUUGGGCCAGCAGAGAGAGCUGACCCUGAGCGGGGGUGGGUCCAUGUUCCUGAAGAGCAACAGAAGCAGAGAUACCACGCCUAGUCACGAAGUCUGCAGAAUGGAGGACUUUCAGACCUCGAUCAGAAACGAAGGUGCCGGAAGCAUGGCCGGAGAGAAGCCGAAGUCGAUCCUCCGGGAGAAGGCGUCCGAAGAUGACGACAGACCUGCGGACGAGGAGCGAAAAAUCGUGCGGUUCGACCUGGACAAGGAGGUCUUCAUCAAGUUCACGUAUUCCGGAUCCGAGGAGGAGUGGGACUCCGGGUCGGAGGACCACAUCCCGACCGCGACGGUUCCAGGAUCGUCCUUGAUCCCCGGGAAAGAGGACCUCGUCAUGGGGUCCUCGACGGAGAACAAAGAGGAGGACUCCGCCAGCAAGGAGUCGGAUAAGAAGGUGCAGGAGACCCUCCUGGACAGACUGGACACGUUCCUGAAGAGGCCGAAGGUUGUGGGCAAGCGAUUCCUCGUGGAGAACGUCUCGGAGAACGAACACCUCAGCCAAAUGUCUCGAGACCGAUCCGAAGAGCUGGACAGCGACUACGUCCCGAGUAAAUUCGAGAACAUAAAGAACAUCGACCUGAUGUCGAAGAGCGACACCGAUAGCGGGCCCAAGAGCAGCGAGUCCAAGUCCAGCAUGCUGGAGGAGAUCCGGAAGAGCAAGGAGAUCAUGCUGGAGACCAUGAAGAAGUCCGACCAGAAGAUGAGGCAGGAGAUGCAGCGAGAGAAGGAGGAGACCUACCACUUGAUGAAGAUCAAAUACGACUUGGAAUCCGCGAGGCAGGAUCGAAUGCAGCCGGUAAAGGACCUCGAAGAGGCGAAACUCGAACUGAGCAAGAAAUACGAACGAAACCUGGAGUCGAUGAAGAAAGACCUCGAAGAGAGGCUGGAGGAGACCAGGAAGGAGCUGGAGGAGAAUUUCCAUAAAGAAAAGAGGUCCCUAGUAGAGGAGUCGCUAACUAGGCUCAGGGAGCUGAAGACUGAGAUGAAGGACAGGGAGGAACAGGAGAUCCAUUGCUUAAUUUCUGAGAUGGACCGAGAGCGCCUGGAGAACCUGAAGAAAGUCAGGGGGGAACUGGAAUUAUGCUACGAGAAAGAGAAGCAGGAGAUCCUGGCGAACCUGAAGAGCGAACUCGAGGAGAAGAGGAAGGCACUGCUAGACCUUCGAAAUCAGGAAAUCGAGAAACUGGAAAAAGAACACGAGCGCCAUUUAAGCGAGGAUAAACUGGCAAAACUGAACGAGUACGAGCUCAACGAAAGACACAGUGAACAGAUCGAGACCCUGAAGAAGGAACUCGAGAAGGAGCUCGACGAGUUGCGGACCGAGCUGAGGACCCAGCAGAGGGAGAAGAUCUCCAAAAUGACCGAAGACCAUGAAAAGUGCCUAGCAGAGAUUCUUCGGGACUUCAGAAUGGAUGAGAGCUUGGCUCGCAAAGUUUACAAGCAACGACUAGAAGAGAUCAGAGCAGACUUUUCGCUGGACAUCGACAGAGAGACGAAGAAGCAGAACGAAAGGGUGGCGCGGCAAGAAAGCAUCGAUUUCGAGAAAAUCCGUUGCGAGAAGCGGCUACUGGAGGACAAGUACAAAUCAUUGAAGGAGAAGUACCUGAAGCUGAAGAACAACAUGAGAUUGGCUGUCGAGAGGAGGAGCAAACGAAGGGAGGGCAACACUACGGCGUCGGAAACCGAGAAAUCCACAUCGGCAAGGACAAGGACGGAGAUAACCGACUCAUCGGAACAGAAACUGCUGAAGAAGGCGCACUCCACCCUGAAUCCGAGCCAGAAGAGCAAGGAGCAGGAAGUCGAGGACCAAAGCGGUGCCGAGGAUUCGGAGGGCCAAAGGACGACCACGGGGUUUCCAAAGCCCGGCAGGAGCGGCGCGGGAAAAUUCGAAUCGGACGACACCACGACGGCCAGCGAGACCAACUCGAACCUGAAGAAGCGGAAGAGCUUCUCGAAGAAGGCCGCCAGCACGACGAGGCUGAACAACAACGUCGAGAACCCGGUGGAGAACAUCAGGAAGCAGCUGGAGAAGCUGGAGGACCUCGGGGACCAGUUGCCGAGUAACGAGACCGCUUACACCUUGCGAUAUCCUUUCCAGGACAAAGCACCCGCUAAUGCUUCCUCGGAACUGGAGUUCUUCCGGCAUCGCAUCCACGUGGAGAGAGAUUCCAUGAGGAGAGCUCGCGAGGCUUUGCGGCAGCAACGAAGUGCUUUCCAAGGCAGGCGAAGAGCCUGGAAACAACGAAGUACCUGGGCGACUCUUGAACAGCUGGUUCAGGAGGAGAGGGAGCUGUCCGACAUGGAGGUGAGCUUGCACCGCACCAGGAGUCUCCUGGGCGAGAAAGUGAUCCACCUGAAGCACCUGGAGCAGUCCCUGGAAAGGGUGGCCAGGGCCAAGAAGGGCGACAGCGACUCGGCAGCCACGAAGAACGACGAGCUGACUUUGAGCGACAUGUCCAGCGCCAGCAGUGGAUUCAGCUCUACCGAUCUUGGCACCGACACCUUCAUAGACAAGCCGGAUCACUAUCAGGAGUCGACGGAGAUCAUAGCAAGCCUGGAGAACCUGAACUCGGAGAUCCGCGAGAUCUGGGGAGUCCUGAACAAGCGACAGGACAACAACAUCCCUCCACCACCGACGCUGAUGUACUCGGACCUCGGGUGGCUUCCGUACCACCAUGUGACCUCCCAGCCGAACAAUGUGCAAGCCUUCGGGACCCCGAACAUCCAGUCGAACAUCCUGUCCCAGCUGACGGGGGCGCAUCCGCCGACGACCGCCACGCAGAACAUCAUAGCCCAGUAUGGACCCAACAGCGGAUACUCGACCAGCGUGGGAACCGUCGAGAGGACAGCCUCGAACCUGAUGGAGCGAACAAGGAACCUCAGGGACUGGCUGCGACAAGCCCGAGUGGAGAGCACGGACCUGGUCAGUCCGGGUCAGGCGACCCUGUAAAUCCAGCCCCGACUGGACCCUCCUCUUCGAGGUCCACCAACCCCAGACUUCCGCACAAAAAGGAGAAGGACCCGCCGCUGUGGAAGCGCAUCUGUCGGUUCCUGCUGAUGGCCGCGCCGGUGCCAAGACCCAGGAAACGCCAUCACCUCUCCAGGAUGGGCUGAAUCAGCUGAUCAGCUGAUCAGCUGAUCGGGAGACAGACUCGCGCAAACAUGGAUUCUCCGACUGAUCUCGACUCCUAAGUUCCAGGCAGGCCAGGGGAAGUCUAUUCGCUGGUCGGAUACUUCGUCCCGAGGGAUUUCGUGGUCUAGAGGUCGAUCCUCGAAUUCCUACGGAUUUUUAUUUCCCAUAAAGAAUAGAGUUGUAUGACAAAUUUUUCAUUCAUCCGAGCUCGAGUCAUUGGUCAACGUUGGUCAACGUGUCAGUGGUCAACAACAAAGCCGUACACGAGACUGUCAGUCUCGCACGCGAAUGAUAUCCAUUUGAACUCGAGAAUCCAGGACCUGGGCUCCUCUUCUGGAAUUCCCUAGAUCAAGCUUCGCAUGGGAAAUUGUCCAAUUUGUUAUACGACUUGCAAACGUUGACCGAUGACUCGAGUUUGCAACAAUGGGAGAUUUUUUCAUGGGAAUCUGUUCCUACGGGAACGAGAUCCGUGUAAAUUCGAGGAUGGGGUUCCUGGUCCCAGGGGAACCAGGGAACUGGAAGGGUAGCUCGCGCAAAUGGCAGGUCGUUCGGUAUCGUUCUGUUGGGUCGUGGAAUACGUUCCCGCCGCUUUUAACAUAAAGUAGCGCAAUUAAGACGGCCGCAACUUGUUCCUCGACCUGAUGUUUAGGGUGAUUUAGGGGUACCUGGAAGACUGAUGUCCAAAGCCUCGACCCGGGAUGAAAAGCGAAGGACCCCCGGUACCUCGACGCUUUUCAUGCCGCAUCGAGAGCGCAGUCGGUACGCACUUUUGACUACUUUUUCAGAGGUUCUUUAAUAGUUAAGUUCGCGUUUCCGUUUUGAGGUAAGACCUUCGAAGCUCGGUUCGGCCUCGAGUUCAAGUUAAUCCCCGAUUUGAUGCGUGCCUCCCCUCUCGUAUACGACUUUACGUGGGCUCGAGACCUCCUAACUCUCUCGACGCUGGAUAUAGUCAUUCCGGUACGGUGGAUUUGUACAUUCUUAUGGUGUCGAGGGCGGCUCAACGUCCUCCUCAUCGGCUACCCGAGGGGACUGAUCGAGUGUGGAAUAAAUCUCUCUCUUGUACAUAAUGCACAACUAAAUCCGUUAGUCCGACGUAUAUUUUCGAGAUUGAUUUUGUUGAGGAAUGCUAUGUAAUAUACGUAUAUGCAUAUAUCGAUUAUAGUAUAUUUCAGAUUAUUUAUAGACGUAAACGUCGAUAUAUUCUAUACUGGGUUAUGUCAUCCGAUGUGAGGCGAUACGUAACAAUCUCCAUCCGUAUUUUCGUUAUCUGCAAGAGGCGUGAAGAGUCUAACAAUUGGCAUCGAUUGCGUGUAAUUAAGAGUCAAGUGCGACCGUUCAAUUAACUCGCCUUUGGAAAACGGUUGGGGAUAUUAAGUUGACAUGAAAGGGUCAUUCUAUAUAUUAUAUAUAUAUUAAACGUCAAAAUAUUUUUAUUAUUUUUCUCCGAACUGGGGACACGGAGUCAUUUGAAACUUCAACGCGUGAUUAUG